Messenger RNA from Morus notabilis, 3304 nucleotides. Its product is annotated as alpha-amylase 3, chloroplastic. The record is from RefSeq and is a predicted model, not a curated record. Gene Ontology annotation, molecular function: calcium ion binding; alpha-amylase activity. NCBI's taxonomy places the organism in Eukaryota, Viridiplantae, Streptophyta, Magnoliopsida, Rosales, Moraceae. The transcript has 13 exons. Bases 92 to 2806 code for a protein of 904 amino acids. Gene Ontology annotation, biological process: carbohydrate metabolic process.
ACAAACGUCUUACACGUAUCCAUAGCAAAAAACAUUUUUCCUUCUUCUUCUUCUUCUCUGUAAUGCUCGGAACUCUGUAUUAGCUCGAUCCAUGUCGACCAUUACCAUAGAGCCCCUCUUCCACCAUUGUCGCCGAGAAACCUCCAGGUUCUCUCAUGGAUCGAAGCAAUUCAAGCCUUGUUCCUGGUCUUGCUUCCCAAAGAAGUUCGACUUCCAUGGCCGGAAAACCUUCUUCUGCGAUUUCAAGCCUCAUCGCCGGCCUCUCCUUGUCCGAGCUAUCUCCGCCCCCGGAAAGGCUGCCGUCGAGGCUUUCGAAUCUUCUGACGUCUUUUUCAAGGAGACUUUUCCCUUGAAGCAAACUUCAGUGGUGGAGGGAAAGAUCUUCAUCAGGUUGGAUCAUGGGAAGAACAAACAAGAUUGGCAGUUCACUGUGGGUUGUGAUCUUCCUGGAAAAUGGAUUCUUCACUGGGGAGUUUCUUAUGUUGAUGAUGUUGGCAACGAAUGGGAUCAACCUCCCAGUGGAAUGAUUCCUCCUGGAUCAGUCCGAAUCAAGGACUAUGCAAUAGAGACGCCUUUUAAGAAGUCAUCUUCAUCUUUGGGAGGUGAUACAUUUCAAGAAGUCAAGAUUGAUUUUGAUCCCAAGAGUUCAAUCGCGGCAAUAAAUUUCGUCCUAAAGGAUGAGGAAACGGGUUCUUGGUAUCAGCAUAGAGCGAGAGAUUUUAAAGUGCCUCUUGUGGACUAUCUACAGGAGGGUGGCAAUAUAGUUGGACGGAGAAAGGGCUUUGGUAAAUGGCCAGGUCUUGGACAGCUUUCCAACAUGUUCUUUAAAGCAGAAGCAUUGGAUUCUAAAGAUCAAGAGAGCAAUACUGAAUCCAGAGACACUGAACAAGAAAAUAGGCCCCUAGAAGGAUUCUAUGAGGAACUUCCUUUAGCAAAAGAGGUGGUUGUUUGUAACUCGGUUUCUGUUUCUGUUAGGAAGCACCCUGAUACAGCCAAAAGUCUUCUGUACAUGGAAACAGAUCUAUCUGGUGAGGUUGUCGUGCACUGGGGAGUUUGUAGAGAUGAUGCUAAAAACUGGGAAGUUCCAGCUUCACCAUAUCCACCUAAUACUGUCAUAUUCAAGGACAAGGCUUUGCGAACGGUGUUAGAGGCAAAAGAAGGUGGAAUAGGAUCUUUUAAAGUGUUUACCUUGGAAGAAGGGCUUGAAGGAUUUCUUUUUGUUCUCAGGCAAAAUGACAAUUCUUGGUUAAACUGCAUGGGAAAUGACUUCUACAUCCGCCUUCCGAGCUCAACUAUCGCUUCUGGUCUUCCCAAACAGGUUCAAGCUGAAGGGGCAGAGACACCUGGAAAACCUGCAGAGGAAAAUGAAAUUAGUUCUCUUUCUGCAUAUACCGAUGGAAUAAUCAGUGAAAUAAGGAACUUGGUGAGUGAUAUUUCCUCUGACAAGAGUCAGAAGACAAAAUCCAAAGAAGCACAAGAAAGUAUUCUUCAAGAAAUUGAAAAGCUGGCCGCUGAAGCUUAUAGUAUUUUUAGAAGUUCUGUUUCAACAUUUGUAGAAGAAGGUGUUGCAGAAUCGGAGGCUUUAUUACCUACUGUCAAGAUAUCUUCAGGGACAGGCACAGGUUUUGAAAUAUUAUGCCAAGGUUUUAACUGGGAGUCUCAUAAAGUGGGAAGAUGGUACAUGGAGCUCAAAGACAAGGCUAGAGAAUUAUCUUCACUUGGUUUUACUGUCAUUUGGUUACCACCACCUACAGAAUCUGUGUCAGAACAGGGGUACAUGCCAACAGAUUUAUACAACCUGAAUUCCAGAUAUGGAACUAUGGAAGAGCUGAAGGAAAUUGUUAUGAUCUUCCAUGAAGUUGGUAUGAAAGUUCUUGGAGAUGUUGUCUUAAAUCAUCGCUGUGCACAGUAUCAGAAUCAAAAUGGUGUUUGGAAUGUAUUUGGUGGUCGUUUAAAUUGGGAUGAUCGUGCAAUUGUCGCAGACGACCCGCAUUUUCAGGGUAGGGGAAACAAAAGUAGUGGAGAUAAUUUUCAUGCUGCUCCAAACAUUGAUCAUUCACAAGAUUUUGUGAGGAAGGACAUCAAGGAAUGGUUAUGCUGGCUGAGGAAAGAAAUUGGCUACGAUGGAUGGAGACUUGAUUAUGUGAGAGGGUUUUGGGGUGGUUAUUUGAAGGACUACUUGGAUGCUAGUGAGCCCUACUUUGCUGUAGGCGAGUACUGGGAUUCACUUGGUUACACAUAUGGAGAAAUGGAUCACAAUCAAGAUGGGCAUCGGCAGAGAAUUGUUGACUGGAUUAAUGCUACAAAUGGAACCGCUGGUGCAUUUGAUGUCACAACAAAAGGAAUUCUUCACUCGGCACUAGAAAGAUGUGAAUAUUGGCGACUAUCGGAUGAGAAGGGAAAGCCACCUGGUGUUGUUGGAUGGUGGCCAUCUCGUGCUGUUACUUUCAUAGAGAAUCAUGACACUGGUUCCACUCAGGGUCAUUGGAGGUUUCCAGGUGGAAAAGAAAUUCAAGGAUAUGCCUACAUUCUGACCCAUCCAGGAACGCCGUCAGUGUUUUAUGACCACAUUUUCUCUCAUUACGGAUCUGAAAUUGGAUCUCUAAUCUCCCUGCGAAAUCGGAACAAAAUCCACUGCCGUAGUAGAGUUCAAAUUACCAAGGCAGAAAGAGAUGUUUAUGCAGCCAUCAUCGACGAAAAAGUCGCGGUGAAGAUUGGACCAGGUCAUUAUGAACCCCCAAGUGGACCUCAAAGAUGGUCUCGGGCUGUGGAGGGAAGAGACUACAAGGUCUGGGAAGCUUCUUAAUAUGCUAAGUUGCAUCCUAUAAAUACGAUUACACGAGGCUUGAAGAAGGAAGUUUUUUUUUUUUCAUAAUUAAAUUGUUAUAUCUAUUCAAAUUGAAGCAAGCCAAUUAAGAAUAAUCUAUUUGCUUGUCAUGAUGGUACGACUACGAGCUUCUCCGAGUUUAAGGUCUUGUACCCUGCUUUAUCUGUCCUCGAAAACCCGAGUUUGAGAAGUUUGUACGUGGGAAGUACAACACUUCGGUGAAUCAGCUAAUGUGGUGUAGACGAGCAUGGUACUAGUUUUGGGAAGGUGAUGUACCAUCAUUCACAGAAUUCUAUUCAUGUAUACGAUUUGAUUAGCAGAACAUUGUUGUAUUUUCUCUAUUAAAUUUGACUUGGCAAGAGAGAAGUUGAGUGAUCUUCUCUCUCUUUUUUUUUUUUUUUUUUGGUUGUCUUGCUUGUGAAAUCAAUAACAAUAAGAUUUAGCACCGGUGGUGCUUAAUAGUUGGUGGGCUGGGCC